Messenger RNA from Telopea speciosissima, 850 nucleotides. Its product is annotated as transmembrane emp24 domain-containing protein p24beta3-like. Bases 70 to 717 code for a protein of 215 amino acids. The record is from RefSeq and is a predicted model, not a curated record. Gene Ontology annotation, biological process: Golgi organization; intracellular protein transport; endoplasmic reticulum to Golgi vesicle-mediated transport. The transcript is spliced from 4 exons. Gene Ontology annotation, cellular component: endoplasmic reticulum-Golgi intermediate compartment; endoplasmic reticulum; COPII-coated ER to Golgi transport vesicle. Lineage: Eukaryota; Viridiplantae; Streptophyta; Magnoliopsida; Proteales; Proteaceae.
CUCAGGAACUACAGAUACUACGAAGAAGAAGAAGAAGAAGAGUGUAAAACGAGAUUGGCCGUGGAAUCGAUGGAGAGUAGAAGGAGAUUGAAUUCUGCAAAGAUCCGUAUUUUCCUAGGGCUUCUCUUCAGCUUCAUUCGCCAUCUAUCUGCUCUGGCGAUUACUGUAAGCGACACGGAAUGCGUGUACGAAUAUGUACUCUAUGAAGGCGACACUGUUUCGGGAAACUUUGUUGUUGUUGAUCACGACAUCUUCUGGAGUUCAGAUCACCCCGGCAUCGAUUUGACUGUGACAUCUCCCGGUGGUAAUAUAGUGCACAAUUUGAAGGGUUCAUCAGGGGACAAGUUUGACUUCAAGGCGCCGCGAAGUGGAAUGUACAAGUUCUGUUUCCAUAAUCCUUAUUUAACACCAGAGACUGUAUCUUUCUACAUACAUAUUGGUCAUAUCCCCAAUGAGCAUGAUCUUGCUAAGGAUGAACAUCUGGACCCCAUAAAUGUCAAAAUUGCAGAACUGAGGGAGGCCUUGGAAUCUGUUACAGCUGAGCAGAAGUAUCUGAAAGCACGUGAGGCACGACAUCGUCAUACCAAUGAGAGCACCCGAAAGCGUGUUAUUUUCUACACACUUGCAGAGUACCUUCUGCUGGGUAGCGCAAGCGCAUUACAAGUGGUGUACAUCCGCCGCCUGUUUAGCAAGUCAGUCGCAUACAAUCGGGUUUGAGUUAAGCCACCUGACUGGUUACUUGUAUUUGUCUAUUUAGUGACUCAGUUUCUGUAGAUUUUUCCUUCAAGCAAAUUAGAGAAUAUAUCUUUUAUUUAUCUAAUAAGGUGAUGUCUUCAUGCUUUUCCCUCAA